Symphalangus syndactylus (siamang) is the source of this 1130-nucleotide messenger RNA. Its product is annotated as golgin subfamily A member 2-like. Gene Ontology annotation, biological process: Golgi organization. Lineage: Eukaryota; Metazoa; Chordata; Mammalia; Primates; Hylobatidae. Gene Ontology annotation, cellular component: Golgi cisterna membrane; cis-Golgi network; Golgi cis cisterna. The record is from RefSeq and is a predicted model, not a curated record.
UCACUUGAGGUCAGCAGUUUGAGAUCAGCCUGGCCAACAUGGUAAAACCUCAUCUCCACUAAAAUUACCAAAAAAAAAAAAAAAAAAAAUUAGCCGGGCAUGAUGGCACAUGCCUGUAAUCCCACCUACUCAGGAGGCUGAGGCAUGAGAAUCGCUUGAGCCCAGGAGGUGGAGGUUGCAGUGAGCUGAGAUUGCACCACUGCACUCCAGCCUGGCCCACAGAGUGACACUCUGUCUCCAAACAAAACAAAAAGGCUUCUUAGAUUAAAACUGGAUUCCAGCCUCGGUUCCACUGGUCACCAAUCAAGUACUUUGCAUCUCUAAGUCUCUGUUCGUUUAACUUCAAAAGGAAGUUAACAUUUUCCUUACAGAGGUGCUGAGGAUUAAUUGAGAUAACACUUGGAAAGCAUUAGGCAUGUAGCACACUUAGCAGAUAGUGGUUGGCUUCCAGUGCUUUUCCACCAGUCUGUGGCCUACAGUUUAAAUGGUGAGAAGAGGGUAUGAGAUUUGAGGCUGGGGAAGGAGGCAUGGGGUUCUAGGAAAAGGAGGCAGUCACUUAGGCCUGGAGCAAGAGGCCAGGGGCCUGGGCAGGCAACAGAGCCCCACAAUGCCCUCGCUACUCUAUUAAUGGGCCCAGAAUCUGGAAGCCAGCAACCAUGUGCCCUCAUGCCCAGGGUCUUCCUGCAGGUGCAGCUGAAGAGCCAAGAGGCUCAGAGUCUGCAGCAGCAGCUAGACUAUUACCUGGGUCACCUGCAGCAGUACGUGGGCACCUAUCAGGAGCAGGUGGCCGCCUGUCAGCAGCAGACAUCUGAGACGGAGGCGCUGCACAGCCAGUUACUGCAGCAGACCCAGCUAACGAACCAGCUGCAGCAGCAGGAAGCUUGUGGCAAAGCGGUAGCUAACCUGGCCCGCCAAAAGUUGCAGGAGACCCAGGAGUGCCUGGAAGCUGCCAGCCAGCAGAACCAGCCCCUACAGGCCCAGUUGAGCCUCAUAGCUCUCCCUGGGGAAGGUACAGGAGACUGCCCAGAGGAAGAGGAGAGAGCCCCAGGAGGAAGCGGGGACUGUUAGCAGCAUAGGAUUGAGGAGUUGGAAGAGACCUUUAGAACAGCUGGUCCUUAUGCCAACCGGGU